Messenger RNA from Pseudomyrmex gracilis, 909 nucleotides. Its product is annotated as zinc finger protein 62-like. NCBI's taxonomy places the organism in Eukaryota, Metazoa, Arthropoda, Insecta, Hymenoptera, Formicidae. Bases 127 to 909 code for a protein of 260 amino acids. Gene Ontology annotation, cellular component: nucleus. The transcript is spliced from 5 exons. The record is from RefSeq and is a predicted model, not a curated record. Gene Ontology annotation, molecular function: DNA-binding transcription factor activity, RNA polymerase II-specific; RNA polymerase II transcription regulatory region sequence-specific DNA binding. Gene Ontology annotation, biological process: regulation of transcription by RNA polymerase II.
UCUCAGUACAAAAUUUUUUAUCACAAUUAAAAAGAUAAUUUUAAAACAAGUGCAACAGACAUUAAAUCGGUUAUACUGUAACGUCACUUUGUGUUUUUUAUCAUCGUAAUAUAAGGCAGAAAUACAAUGGCAUCUACAAGUACUGGCGUGACGAGUGAAGCAUCUACAAGUGCUGAACAACAAUAUCAAUGCCAAGUUUGUGAUGCCGUUUUCGAAAAUAAAUCGAUCUUAUCGAAGCAUUACAAUACGUGUCACAAACACAAUGAUACAUUCCUAUGUACUAAAUGUGAUUACACAACUGGAUAUCUUGGCAAUCUAAAGAAACAUACAUCAAUUCAUUUAAAUGAUUCCUCUAGUCAUUCCUUUUAUACCUGCAAGGUUUGUGAUGCCGUUUUCGAAAAUAAAUCGAUCUUAUCGAAGCAUUAUCAUAGUUCUCAUAAACACAAUAAUACAUUUCUAUGUACUAAAUGUGAUUUCACAACUAAAAACCUUUACAAUCUAAAAGUACAUACAUCAAUUCAUUUAAAUGAUUCCUUGUAUACCUGCGGGAUAUGUGAUAAAGAUUUUUCUACACUUCAAGAAUUUCAAAAUCAUCAAAAUGAUCAUAAAUGUAUGAUGUCGAACAUGUUGGUAUGUAGUAUAUGUACAAAUCGGAAUUUUUAUUUAUUUUGGGAUUUGCUCAACCAUCACAUACAAGUGCAUUUAAAUAAAGUCCUUUAUAUUUGCGUGGUGUGCGAUAGUGUUCUCAAAACAAGAUUGUUCUCACAACAUUAUUAUGCUUGUCAUAGACACAAUAGUAAUUACGUUUGUGCUAAAUGUGAUUGCACAACUACACACUUUAAGAAUUUAGAAAUACAUGCAGAACAAAUGCAUUUGUAUGACAAGUCUUAUUGCAUGGCAAGUUUUUGA